UCUUCCCCCCGAUAUGUGCCAGAUCUUUAUUUCACUCUUUUCUUCUCUGCGUUUUCUGUCUCGGUGGCCACAAAGUGCGCGGAGAGUGCGCGACCAUCUUUUUUUGUUGACGUCUGAUGGCGCGUGAUAAUGUGGUCAUUAUCAUGGCUUAAAAGAACAGGUUGUGCCUCAGACAGGGUUUCAUUAUGGGGCUUUUCAUGCUGGCGCGCACACACACUUUCAGUGUGGGAAAAGAAUGCGCGUAAAGGGAGGACAGCUGUUUGGGUGGCUCAUGGGGAUGACGAUCAGGUUAGAGUGAAGAUGGCCGACUGUUAAGUCCACCUGUGAGGUAAUCGGUGCCCCAGGGGGCAAAGGCAAGGCACACUAAUUUGGUCAUGUUCACUGACAGUGUAUUAAAAAACAAACAAACAUGACGCACCAACACUAACAACUAAACAGAUUCACAUAAUUGACUUUAUCAUACUUAAAAAAAAUAUAUAUUACUUUGAUGGUUUCAAAGUUUCCACAAAGCGAUUGUCCGACCUCAUGACAGCAAAGAUAUCAAAAUGGUCAAAUGCCACAAUGCCAGAGGUCAUUUCAAGCCAAUUUACCGUACCCGCUCAAUCACUCAAUUUGCUCCACUGACUUUCAUUAGGCUGUCCCACAAAUAGAUGUAAGCAUCCAAACAUUCAAUUUAAAUGUGUCAAUUCAUGGGGUUAAAGUUGUGAUUGACAGUUUCACAUGAUUGAUAAGAAUAGGAAAAGCACAGGAAGGAGGUGUUUUGGGGGCGGAAUCCUGCAUUUGUUUUGUUGAAUGAUGUGAAAUUGCAGAGGGAGUGAAGUUGGUGUCCUUACUUACCUCCCCCCAUCACCCCCGGGGCGGAUUUAACCGCCCCGGGGACAGGAUGGAAUGGACCGGUCCGACCUCUCCCUCUGCCAGAUCUUGACAUCUUUACAAGCAUUCAUCUUUAACCGCACUUGUAUGUUUGACACGUUUAGCGAGGCCACAUCACACAGGCAUACGCACAGCAGGGUUGUCAUUAGUAUGGGAUUUAAAUUCAUUUUAUUUCAAGUAACUUGCAGAGCAAGCUUGUUAGGUUUUUUUUUUUUUUUUUUUAAAUUCUUAGCCAACUGUAACCUUCCUCUGAUCGUACGUGAAUACAGAGCAGUGAUGAGAUGAAAUCAUCCAUUUUCUCAUAUCUCCAACAAUUUAGAGUCUUGGAUUAAGGUGUCGGUCAAAAAAUAAAACUUCAACCAAUAACAUUUUGUUAUUUCAAUAAGACGCCAUUUCCAAUCAAGUGCUUUUCUGGGGUAACAGAUCAGUGUGCGGCAGCGGGGAUGUUGCCUGCCUUUAUCGUGUCACUCCCAUACUCUCCAAUCGCUGUGAAGGGCCGAAAUCUCACUUUUUGCGGCGCACAAUUUUUUUCUGCAUGGAAAUUUACAUCCUCCGGCUGCGAAGUGUAAAAGACAACCCGCGUUGGCCUCUGAUUGGUCCACUGGCCUCCAGGCUUCCAAGGCACGAGGAAGCAUCAAGUACAAAAGAGCAGACAAAAGCGCACUGUGACACACGCACACAAAACACACACAGACCUGGACAGCUCAAACCAUGGCUGCAACACUACUGGGGGAGGACCCCCGGCUGAGCAGCACCCCGCUGGCCAUGUUGGCAGCCACUUGCAGCAGAAUUGGGGAGUCAAGCCCCUCCUACUGCACCCCUGACCUCUCCUGCAUGCCCACGGGACUCUCCAAGGGCUUCCACCCGUGGAAAAGGAGCGUCCCGGCCGCCACUUGUCUCACCUCCAAGAGUAACGGGAUGGGAUUCUCGGACACCUCGAGCACCUUCUCGGUGGCCAACACCAACGAGUUUUCAGCUUACCAGAACUCAGGGCAGUCCGACGCAAGUUUUCCCGAGCAGCGAUCCAUGUUUCUCACCAAGUUACCGGCCUCCGUGGAAGGUAUCGCUGGGAUGUAUCCGCGGCUCCACACGCAUCCGUACGAGUCAUGGUUCAUGCCUGGGGCGGAGGUCGGGAGCGGGCCUUCGUCUUGGUGGGACGUCAGCACCACUUGGGUGGAUACUCCCAACCCCGCCGGGAUGCCGUCAUCGCUGAGCGGCUACGGCUCCUCUGAGCUCAACCCCUGCGCCGUUCAGCAUCUCCUCCCCGGCACGCAGCACCUGUUCAAUGGCUUCAGGCCACCCUACUCGGAGUCCACCUCCUCCGGUUCCUCCGGCGGGGGGAGCCCGGCGCUCCCCCCGCCGGCAUCUUCGCGCUCCUCCUCGCGUCGCUACGCGGGCAGAGCCACUUGCGACUGCCCCAACUGUCGGGAGGCGGAGAGCCUCGGUCACGGCGCGUCGAGCCCGCGGCGCAGGGCCGCGCACAACUGCCACGUCCCCGGAUGCGGGAAAGUGUACGGCAAGACGUCCCACCUGAAGGCUCACCUCCGCUGGCACACCGGGGAGAGGCCGUUUGUGUGCAACUGGCUCUUCUGCGGGAAGCGCUUCACGCGCUCCGACGAGCUCCAGAGGCACCUGCGCACGCACACCGGGGAGAAGCGCUUUGAGUGCGCCUUGUGCCGCAAGAGGUUCAUGCGCUCCGACCACCUGAGCAAACACGCUCGGACGCACGGCCCCGAGGGGACCGAACACGGAGCGGAAAAAGCCGGGGUUGGGAAAGGUAACAGUGACACGGACAACAGCGUGGGCGGAAGCCCGAGGCAGUCCCCAGAGGUGGACCUGACUGUCCAGGCAAAUGAGGUGAAAUAAAUAGCAUUUUUUUUUUACAUCAAAAAAGAAAUGGCACUUUAUGAUGAAUGUCAGACUAAACACGCUUACCUCAUGUUAUUUGUAGGCUUCUAAAAAAUAAAUAAACAUCCUCUUGUUUUUACUUUG
This is a messenger RNA of Hippocampus comes (tiger tail seahorse), 2865 nucleotides long. RefSeq names its product sp8 transcription factor a (gene sp8a). Lineage: Eukaryota; Metazoa; Chordata; Actinopteri; Syngnathiformes; Syngnathidae. Gene Ontology annotation, molecular function: RNA polymerase II cis-regulatory region sequence-specific DNA binding; DNA-binding transcription factor activity, RNA polymerase II-specific. The record is from RefSeq and is a predicted model, not a curated record. The transcript is spliced from 2 exons. Gene Ontology annotation, biological process: regulation of transcription by RNA polymerase II. The coding region runs from base 1585 to 2739 and encodes 384 amino acids.